Molecule: messenger RNA, 826 nt
Organism: Schistosoma bovis
Lineage: Eukaryota; Metazoa; Platyhelminthes; Trematoda; Strigeidida; Schistosomatidae
Source: the annotation of a GenBank genome assembly
AUGAAUCACCUCAAGCUGGUUGUGGUCGGUCCAAACGAGUGUGGCAAAUCAUAUAUCUGCAAUUAUCUUUCAGAAACUGUAGAUCAGGUUACUGGUGGAUAUCAUCCAACCAGUGGUGUCAGAAUAUUAGAAUAUGAACAAAAAGUCAAGAUAAAAGGAAAAACCAGUAAAGUUGAAGUUGAGCUAUGGGAUGCCAGUGGAGAUAAAAAGUAUCGAGCAGUGCCGCCUAGUUUGGGCCUGAGCGAACAGCAGAUGUGCAUCAUUUGUCACAAAAAACCAGACACAUCAAUUCGUGACCCGGUUUCUCUGCAUGACCUGCAUAAAAUACUCCACUUGUUUUCUAACAUACCAAAAGAUGGGGAACGACUCAGAGAACAGUUUGGAAAAUUUGUAUCACAUUUAGCAUGGGGCAGAGUGGAGGCGAGUGAACAAGAAGAGCUUCAAAUAAUGAAUAGUUAGAGAUAUAUGAUUGGAUUGCGGCAAUCAUGUCUAAACAUUCUCACAGGACUUCAGAUUUGUCGUUAUUUUUUGAAGCUGUGCAAGCAGGGAAGCUUCCAAUUUAAUGAUCACGUUCCAUUUGGAUAUUUACAAGUAUCAUGUAUAGUUGAUCUUCUGAAGUAGAAAUACUUCAUUCUACAAAGUCUUAUAAGUAAUUCACUGGUUACUGUGCGUCAGCAACAAUAUUUACCUCAGUAUGACCUUAAUACAGUGUCGAGAUUGCUCAUACAUAAAGAAUAUAUCUUGAAAGUGGACUGUUUUGAAUUUAUCUUAAUUAGUCAACUGUAAUACAAAAAGCUAAUAAAUCAUUUUAAUCGUUAUAUUUCUA